Pedinophyceae sp. YPF-701 is the source of this 759-nucleotide messenger RNA. The record is from the annotation of a GenBank genome assembly. NCBI's taxonomy places the organism in Eukaryota, Viridiplantae, Chlorophyta, Pedinophyceae.
AUGUCGGCCAUCGCUAAGUCCUUCCUCGGCUCGUCCAUCAAGGCCCCCGUGGCCGGCGCUCGCGGCUCCCGUCAGGUGACGCGCGCCGCCGUGGAGUUCUACGGCCCGGACCGCGUCAAGUGGCUCGGCCCCUUCUCGGAGGGCGAUGUGCCGGACUACCUCACCGGCGAGUUCCCGGGCGACUACGGCUGGGACACGGCCGGUCUCUCGGCGGACCCCCAGACGUUCGCGGCCUACCGUGAGGCGGAGCUGAUCCACGCCCGCUGGGCCAUGCUCGGCGCGCUCGGCUGCAUCACGCCGGAGCUGCUCGCGCGCUCGGCCGGCAUCGAGUUCGGCGAGUCGGUCUGGUUCAAGGCCGGCGCGCAGAUCUUCCAGGAGGGCGGCCUGGACUACCUGGGCAACUCGAACCUCAUCCACGCCCAGUCGAUCCUGGCCAUCCUGGCCGUCCAGGUCCUCCUGAUGGGCGGCGCUGAGGCGUUCCGCGUCAACGGCGGCCCGCUCGGCGAGGGCCUCGACAACCUGCACCCGGGCGGCGCCUUCGACCCCCUGGGCCUGGCUGACGACCCCGACACGUUCGCGGAGCUCAAGGUCAAGGAGAUCAAGAACGGCCGCCUGGCCAUGUUCUCGAUGUUCGGCUUCUUCGUGCAGGCCAUCGUGACCGGCAAGGGCCCGAUCGAGAACCUGUACGACCACCUGGCCGACCCCGGCGCGGUGAACGGCUUCACCAUCGGCGCCCAGAAGUUUGUCCCCACGGCCUAA